AUGCUGCUGACAUGGGUUAUGUGGUUCUCAGCGCUCUGCGCCGCGGCACUCGGCUGCCCCACCAUCAUCACCCGCUCCCAGUGGGGGGCCCGGGCCCCGACAAGCAGGACCCAGCUGAGCACCCCAGUGCCCUACGUCAUCAUCCACCACACGGCAGGGAAUCCCUGCACCUCGCAGGCCUCCUGCAGCCAGGUGGUCAGGGGCAUCCAGAACUAUCACAUGGACUCAAACGGCUGGUCCGACAUCGGCUACAACUUCCUGAUCGGUGAGGACGGCAGAGUCUACGAGGGCAGAGGCUGGAGCAGCGUGGGGGCCCACGCCUACGGCUGGAACAGUAAUUCGCUGGGAUUCAGCUUCCUGGGCACCUUCUCCAGCAGAGCCCCCAACGCUGCCGCCCUGAACGCCGCCAAGAGCCUGAUCCAAUGCGCCGUCAACAGGGGCUCCCUAAGCAGCAGCUACACCCUGAAGGGGCAUCGCAACGUGAGCCAGACCGACUGCCCCGCGAACGCCCUCUACAAUGUCAUCACCCAGUGGCCCAGGUUCAAAGCCUGAGUCCCUGCAGCCUUGGGGCAGCCCCUGCGCCCAUCACUGACCCCGCCUGCGGCUUCUGCCUGCCCAAGCAGCA
Messenger RNA from Malaclemys terrapin pileata, 625 nucleotides. RefSeq names its product peptidoglycan-recognition protein SC2-like. Gene Ontology annotation, molecular function: N-acetylmuramoyl-L-alanine amidase activity; peptidoglycan binding; zinc ion binding. The transcript has 4 exons. Gene Ontology annotation, biological process: innate immune response; peptidoglycan catabolic process. NCBI's taxonomy places the organism in Eukaryota, Metazoa, Chordata, Testudines, Emydidae. The record is from RefSeq and is a predicted model, not a curated record. The coding region runs from base 1 to 552 and encodes 183 amino acids.